Messenger RNA from Triticum urartu, 1041 nucleotides. The record is from RefSeq and is a predicted model, not a curated record. Lineage: Eukaryota; Viridiplantae; Streptophyta; Magnoliopsida; Poales; Poaceae.
AUGGUUACAUACACACGAAUCCAUCCAAGUGCUAGCAAGAAAAUUAAGCAAACUGGACUUGUUCAUAUACGCGGAGUGCUAGAGGUAACGAGAGAAAUAGUUUACUGCUCCAGCGGCGCCGGAGCGGCCGCCAAGGAGGACGCCGUACAGGAGGAGGUGGCCGCGCCUAAGGUAGUCGUGGCGAGCAAGCAAGAAGCAGAUGUUCGCGAGUCGCCUCGGAGUUCCAGGGUACCAGGGUUGAAGGCGGCGCCGGAGGUGUCGGCGGCGAGCCUCGGGCUGGGCGCGGGCCUGGUGCUGCUGCUGUCCAGGGGCGCGGCGGAGCUGAGCAGGAUGGCGGAGCUGCGCGCCCAGAUGGAGCGGCUGGUGAUGGACGUCAGGGCGGAGGCGCGUGGCAGCACCCGCUCCGACUUGUCUGACGGCGGCCAUGUCGACGACGGGGCCAGCGUCGUCAAGGAGCGCAUCAUCUUUAAGGACGCCGGCGGCGAGGACGCCCCGUUGUCCCGUGGUUCGCGCGAUGCCGCCUCGGCGUGCGGCGAUGCCGGCGUUGGAGAUGCUGUCGCCGCGAUGGAUCAGAUGGAAGCGGAGCUCGAGGCGGAACUGACGCGCCUGCAGCUCGACUCCGACGACGGCGACGGGGAGGAGGAAUGCGUGAGACCGCGGCGAGAUCACCAGCUCGAGGUACCAGCGACGUCUCCUCUCUCCUCAGAGAGCGGCUCCCCUGCUUGCGUCGACAUCGACGGUGUACUCGACGCCGCCGCAAUAGAAUGCAAGGAACACCAAGACAGCAAGGAGGAGGGGGAGGAAGACACCGACGAGGAGGACGAAGAGAGCAAGCCGUGCCACGGCGGCGUGCCGGCGCGGGUGCUGGAGCGGAGGCUGCACGAGCUCCUGCAGUCGCGGCACGAGGAGCGGAUCGCGGAGCUGGAGACGGAGCUGCAGCGCGCGCAGAGGAAGCUGCGGGACAAGGAGCGCGAGGUGUCGCGGUGGCGCGACACAGCCAAGCUCGUCUCCAGCCGCAAGGACGAGUCGCUGCUCAGGUAG